Molecule: messenger RNA, 19590 nt
Organism: Porites evermanni
Lineage: Eukaryota; Metazoa; Cnidaria; Anthozoa; Scleractinia; Poritidae
Source: the annotation of a GenBank genome assembly
AUGGAAGACUUAAUCAGAAAAGCUUCUAUUCCUCCUUUCGCGCAAAUAAUGGACUCUACAUCUUACGACUUUUUACACAGGAUCACCAACUUGAUCUUCAAGUCAAAGGCUGGAAUGGCUUACGACAAGUCCAUCAUUAACAUUGAUAUAAACUUUGACAACGAAGAUCAGAAAAUUCCCAAACUACCGAAGCCAAUUUUACCCCGCAAAGAUCGCAAAGAUAAAAUUGCUACUAUCCAACCAAGCGCGGAGUCUCGGAAAACUUCAGCUGAAAUACAGAGGCGAGUUCAAGAGCUCCAGAAAUUUCGACGAGAAAGCCAAAGCGCAGUAGAGGCGCCAUUACUUGUCACAGCUCUCGUAAAGAAAACCAAUCAAAGACUCGAUAGCAUUGAGGUGAGUGGUUUCUUCAGUCUUGGACAAGUAAAUAUUCAACUUUAAUGCAGGCGUUUGACUUUACACGUGCUGAUUGUAUCGGGUCAGGGCUCUCCGCUCUCUCAAGUGGAAACGCGUUGUACAAUCUGUUGUACAGUAAAGUAAUUUAGCACGUUCCUGGAUAUCUUGAUUUCAGCUUUUUUUGUCGAGAUCAUAUAUACUUGCGGCCCCAACUCAGUCUUUUUCUAUCGACUUUUCCCUAUAAUUGCCCAUACAGGGUGGUUCUACUAAACGCCAAAGCUUUAUUCGAUUAUCAAUAUCCUGAAUGACAACGUAAACUGGACGACUGAAACUCUUACUUAUUAAACAUGAACAUUUUAAAAUAAUUGUGAUUUAAUUACGGAAAGCGAUUAUUUGAUCCCCAAAAUCAACAAGUCCUCUUUUAAAUCAGUUGGCCUAAUGAAGGCCAUGUUGUUUUUUUUAAACUAAUAAUAAUUAUUUUCGCUUCUCUGGGUAGGAUGAAAGUGUGACCCGACUAUUCUUUUUUUUUUUUAAUUUAAUUUAAUUUCUUUGAAAUUAAUAGAACAUUGAGUCCGAGGUGCAAAUUCUUUUAAAAUGAGAUAGGUUGUUUUUCGGCUCGGAACACGUCAGAAGUGUCUCAAGUGGUUUUCAGUUUCUACAUGCUUUAGAACAUGUUAGAAGCCUGAAUCACAUAUGAAAUAAAAUUGAUUCUACAGAGCUAACACAAUCACUAGUAACCCAUCAGUCUACAUUAUGGCGGCCACAGAUAAGGACAGAAACAAAUAGUUGAAAGAAACUUGAAAAAUAUAAGAAUCACAACUACAUGGCCUGGGUCAAACCAGUUGGCUAUUUAACAAGUGUGACCCAGUUGUCAAGGCUACCGUGAACAAUUCCAGUCAGCGGUCAUGGUAAAACUUGAACUCAAGGUUCCAUUCUAAGUAUAGGAGCUGUCACCUCUCGGCUACUCUACCUUCUUGCAUGCGGCACCCUCCGAAUCAGUUUAAUCUUUUACUUUUUUUUUUCUACAGGAAAGGACCUACUCUCAGUUAUCGGUAAGUUACUUAUGCUUUCGGAGCGAUAAAGUCUUUAAAGAACUUCUGUUAUUAAUACCCAAUUAGAAAUAUUGAAUAAUCGUGAGUGACUUACAAUAAACGUUUAAUUUCAAUCACUGCGAGACUAAGCACCCAAGUUUACUUUUAUACUUUGUUAACCGCCUACCCGGCAGCAACGUCGCUUCAGGUUUUACGAACGCGCACGCUAACAUUGUAACAGGUGGUGGCAGCAGCAGCAGUAUUAGUAGUACUAGCAGCAGUAGUUUGUUGUUGUUGUUUUUGUUACUAUUAUUAUUAUUAUUAUUAUUAUUAUUAUUAUUAUUAUUAUUAUUAUUAUUAUUAUUAUUACAAAUUAUGAUUAUUGUUAUGAUACACGUAUUUCUAGUUUUUGUUGCAUUGUUGUUGUUUUGUUCUUCUUCUUCUUCUUGUUAUUCUUCUUGUUCUUCUUCUUCUUCUUCUUUUUCUGACGCUUCUCUUGUUUUAUCUUCUGUUUCUUAACCUUAGUAACUUCAGGGGUUUCUUUGCUUACUUCUCGCAAACUGAUGACUGCGCAGUCGCAGUUUGGAACUUACUGAAUCGGAGAAAAUGGCGAUUCUCGACCCCAGUGCUUACUUAAAGUGCUUACUUACGUACUCUUUUGACUCAUGCGCAGAAAGGCUCCGGGAUCGAGAUUGAGAAAUUGCGUGUAUGGUACUCAGAGACUUAAACCACCUUUUAUGGUUAAUCACGACUCUAACAAUGGACAUUGCCCUCGUCUAUCGUUGUUCUCAUUUUUAAGCAAUCCACUUUGGUUUUGUAAAGUUCAUUUUUCAAACAUCUGAUAUUAUGCGCUUCUAUCAAAGAAAAAAAUCAUUAAAUCGAGAGCAAAUAGCGGUGACUUCAUUAUUUGGUUAAUUUUACACGAAAAUCCAUGUUUUUUAUUCUUUUUGGUAAACAUAAUAACAAGUUCCGGUCAUGUUUCGUGGGGUAGAUUAGUUCACAGCUUUCAUCAAUGCUUGUUAAUACCUACCGAUAUCACAAAAGACAACCUACAACGUUUUUAAUUUCCUUUAUUCACAACCACAAUUGUACCUCUUCCAUGCAUAAACAUCACACAGACCCGCUGAAAAACAUUUGUGGCACACAGCUGGAUAAAUAACUACGGAACAUUCGUUCCUAUCAUAAUAUUUACCGUUGUCUCAGAAGUUCGACUUCAUGAUGUUUGGCUAGAAUGACUUGAGCAUACUUUUAAAUCUUUUAAAGCAAAAGAACCUCAAAAUUUGCAUUUUCAAAUAUGGGAAGGAAGAAAAAGGUACGCCGGUUAGAAAAGUUACACGAAUUCAAUUUUUAUUUUCAUUUUUGCUGAGUUCAUAACAGUUAGCCUUGUAAAGUGACGAAAACAAUUUUGGAAUAUUUAGAAUCGUGCUAUCCAUGCAGUAUGAAAGCCGGUACAAGAACAACCUUUGAGCAUAAAACAAAAUUGCCUUCGGAUAGAACUAUUAUCACCGUGUACAUAAUUUUCUGUUUUUGUCUUUCACAGGCUUUAGAGAAGUUCGUCUGGGCCGCCCGUGUCGUGCAUGUCCUGGUUUCAUCUUGCAUGCGAUGGAGAAGGUAUUUGAAUUAAUCUCGCAAAUAGAGUAGAGCGAAUGUUCUGUCAGUUUUUCUGCUAAAGCUUCCCUAGAAACACAAUGUUAACUCAUUUUGGUUUCGUUUACAGUUUUAUUUGACAGCGUAUUCGCAAAUUAAAGAAGUUUUUCUUAGGAUAUAACUGUAUACUGCUCACGAGGGCGGCUAAUACACAAAGGCUCACAAUUUCGCAGAUUUGUAGUAAAUAAAUCAAAAAUGACAAUCUUCUUCAGUCUUUAAUUAUGAAGAAGUCAUGAAACUCGGUGUUAUCUGCAAAUUUGACCACAUAAGUAUCAAAUCGCUUGUUACAUUAAGUUCAUAUUCACUUGUGUAAAAUUGUGAUUGUGGGGUGUAGCUAAACUCAGUAGACUAAAACCAAGAAAUACAAAAAAAAAACUGAUACGGUGGAAUCCCUUUUUUAAACCACCUUGAAAAAGCUAAUAGGUUCGGUUUAUCGGAAACUUUGAAGGUACAAUGACGGUCUUCUACUGAAGGGAAGCUUGGUUGAAAUUAGGAAGUUAGGGCUCGAGACAUCAUGGUUUUACUGUAUCUUUAUACAAUCUUUUUUUCUUUAAUAAGAAUAUAUUUUGUAAGAAUAGCGAGGCUAAAAUUUGCAAAAUCUUAAGAAUAUCAUAAGGAUAAGCCCAAGGUUGAAAUUGAUAUAAUUUUGUGUGUUGAAAAUCCGUUAAUUAAUACAAUACAAUUGUAUGUUUUUAAUUUAACCGUGAAAUUAUUUCUUUCUCUUAACGGCAAAACUAGCCACCAAAGAGAAAAACAACGUGACAUUGCAACUAACUGCAAUUUAUACCCCGGACAUUCUAAAACGGAAAAGUCAGAGGCUACAUUAUAAUAGUUUCAAAAUCAAUAAAAACAUUAAACCUUUCAGCCUAAAAUCGGUAGAAAAAUAAGAAUAUUCAGCCUGGGCCGGAAAAACGGCGUUCUCGUAAAAAGAAGAGUGUAGCACUAUUAUAAACACAAUAUUGUUUGUCAGCUUUGUUUUUUUUUUCCUCGUUAUUUUGUAAAGGUACAAAAAGCCUGAUGCUAGCAGUAAAGGCAAAGGUUCCGCAGCUCAAUCGGCCGCGACUAGGAAAGGCAGUCAGAAAAGUGGUGCGGGAAUAGGCUUUGAUUCACGGUCAUUUAAAGGAAAAAGCAAGGUACAACAGCAACUGUACACUAACUUUUUGCGGUAACUUUCACAAGCACAACCGACUUCAGGGGUUGCUUUUCAGUUUUCUGUCUAUCUCGUGCAACUUAAACAAUAUAAAGAUACAGCUUGCGUGAGUCGGAAGGUGAAACUUGUCCGGCCGGCAAAACAAUUCAAAACUGUUUGCUGACGGAAUUAACGAAGCAACAUUUCAGACCAAUCAGAGCACCGCUUGUUCUAUGUUAGUCAAUCAAUGUGAAUUUCUUCAAAUUAAUGUGAAUUUUGGCACAUCCACAAAUGGUUCUCUGUUUACCACUUCGGAUCAUUGGUGUCAGUCAUCGUGAUAUAGUGACCCGAGCGAAAAGCCUCGAGAUUCUUUCUCGAGGUUUCGCUGCUCGUGAAUUCGGCCGACACCGAAGCAUCCACCCACAAGCGAUAAAACAAACCCUCUGGUACCCUGGUUAGUGAUAGAAAAACUUGCUAAUCUCUUCGCUUCUCUUUUCUAUCAGAUCUCAGAGGAGCUUCGACAGAUUCUAACUUCGGUCCCUCGGGCGAGAACAAAUGAAGGUCUUAAAAAGGUAAUGAUAGUGAAAUAAAAAGAAGAAACUGCCAUACCGCUUUACAGCGUAGUGUCUCAUUUUAUAGUUAUUCCAGUCUGGAUUGCAUGUUUGAUGUGAGUUGGUUCUUAUCGUCACUAAAGACCGCCCCUUUUUUCUUUGGCAUGAUAUGAUAUAACGGCUGAUAUGUCAAGGCCAUUAAGCAAGUAAGAAACGGAUGACACUGCAUUAUGAAAUGAUUCCUUUUUCUAAAAUCGAUAUCAACAUUGAAUACUUCCUUGUUAGGUCCAGAGGCUGUGUCGUAGUACGCGCGCGUUCAUGAUUUUUCCGCUGGAAAGAGAGGUCGAUCUGUCUCGUUGUGUUGCCUAUGAGAGGUAAGUGUUCCUUCAUGGCUAUUAAAACAUCGUAAAUAAUAGUCCUGUGGCUAUUUAUUGACAUUCAGCAAGAGAACAGUAAGAAUGGCAAAGGAUUAGGCCUGUACAGGUCUGUACAUGCAUGAGUCCAACCAACUCAGCAAUAAACCACUACAUCUGUACUGUUUCUCUGAACGUUAACAAUUUAUAUUUUAUUCUUUAUUUUAUCUUGCAGUGUGGCGUUUAGCCUCAAUUUCCGCCGCUCUAGUCUGGGGCCAUUCUCCGGAACGACGGCUGGGAACAAAGGCUAUGUUGAGUUUGAUUUUUAUCGUUUCCUUUUCUCUAUUCUAGAUACGACAAUGGAAGAGUCAUUGCGUGUCAGGGAAGGUCACCUCAAAGGUUCUAUUACGUACUCUCUGGGAGAGGUAAGGCAUGCUAAAUUGUACUUUUCGGAGGUUUUUGUGUAACUGACCACCUACCCCUCCCCUAGGUCAACAUUAACGCUCAAUUCUCGCUUAGGGCAAAAUUGUGACUUGGAGAGGGGUAGGCCGGUCAGUUACCCAAAAAUCUCAAAUGAUCCUACUUUUCCUAUAUUUCUCAUUAAGAAUGGGAGAGUAAGAACGAGGAACAUGAAAAAUCGUAUUGUAGAUUCCUGCCUAAUUAUAAGUGUAACCUGCCUGCUAAGCCAAGUGUUAAUCCUGAUCUGAAGAGGCCAAGGGUAAGUAUAGAACCACAAGUAACAUAUUUAAGCCUUACAUCGCCUCAGGUGAGGUUAUCCAAGACAGUCUUGGAUGCGGAUUCUGGAUUCUAAGUCAGUACUGGAUUUCGGAAUCUUUGCGAGUGGAACCUUGAUUCCGGAUUACAGAUUUCUUGAACUGAAUUCAGGAUUCCAAAGCCUAGGAUUAGGGAUUUGUUAAGCCAAAAUUUCCCAGAUUUGGGAAUCCGGAUUGGGCGACUUAGAAUAAGAAAGGAUGCAAAGGGAAAGUGUUUGAAAGGAGUACGCUGCUUACGUAUUCUUCCUCGAGAAGUGAUUCCUUUUACUGAUUGUUUUAGAUACUCUUAUUCUGUCUUCCAGAUGAUGAGGUAAGCUAAAUUCUAAUACUUAUCAAUUUCCUUUCACCAGUUAGUAAAGUGUGCAUGUAUGACUUAGCGGCUGGUGUCACCAAGAUGUCUUUUGGAGAACUGAUGCAAGGAAACACUACUGAUGUAAGUUGCCCUUAAAAUUCAAGCCUGACUUCCAAGCGCUCUUGCCUUCUCGUACCAUGAAAACUGGGAGGGCGUGCUCUUACACUAAAUCGUUCCGGCGGAAAAACCCUGAAAAUUGUGGCGCAGCAUAAACUGAAAAGACCUAAACUUAUUUAGCACGGUCUUGCGAGCAAACAGCACUUCUUUAUUUGCGCCGGUAGCUCAAGCUCGAUAUACGAUUAUCGGUAUAGUUGUGUAACUUUUGAAGUAUGAGGAUUUGUAUGAAGAUAACCUGUGAGAAAGGAUCAUAGAGAAAGCAAAAAGGUUACAAUAAACUCUUAAAUUAAAAUGGCCAUAGAUCAGCGGCUCGGGAUUUACACAGGAAAGAAGAAACACUCAACUUAAGUGCGGGUCAGGGAAUUUUUGUUUAAAUCCUUUCACAUUGAUAGGCUACGCAACAAUUCCGAUGCUCAUAUGUCGAGCUUGGGCUACCAGUGGUCACAGAGUUAGCUGAUCGCUGGCGACAUAGCCUGUUCCAGGCUCCGAGAUAGUGGGACUCCCUUUUCCAGAUCUAAGAGCUCAUCAUCUUCGCUUGCCUUUCACUUACGCUUCAUCCAGGCGUCAUCCCUGCUAUGUGAGAGCCUGGAACAGGCUACUGGCCUUGCUUUGUUAGCGGAAGCAGGAUACACGUCCAAAGAAGCAAAACUUGCGUUUUCUUGAUUUCAGCCUGUUGAAUUAAUGAAUGGUAUAAAAAGGGAACAUUCACUCAUCUGCAAGGGGCCUGUCGAAGUACUCGUUCUGGAUAGGGAGGUAAAGUUCCAGCCUUGAUUAAGACAGCAUUUCAUUUGUUGACCAAGAGUCUUGAUUUGAUUGGUUGCUAAGCAGUCGGUAUAUGCAGUCAUGUAAGGUCCUCUGAUGUAACUUCCGGCCGCCGCAUCGGCUUUACCUUUAAUUUUUAAUUAAUUUUUUCCCGUCUAUUUGCAUAAAUAAUUAAGAUAUUUGGGACGAAUUAUAAUGCUAAUGUUUAUAAUAACAACUAGAAGCGUAAGUGCUUUUCACGCACCGUCUACUUUUGUCAUUUGCGUUUAAUUAACAAUGCGUAAAGUGACCAAAUAAUCCAUCAAUCCACUAAUCAAAAUCUCAACUGUCAAAUUAGGCGAGACGUAAAAUAGAUCUCUUUGUAAUUUGUUUCUAAUCACAUUCUAAUCCAAUGAAAAAUUCAUUUGACUAAGAAGAAAAUUCCAUUGACGUUUUACUUCGAGUCGGCAAUAAGCUAGCUAAGCGAAGGACGAAAAUGAGAUGGAGGUUAACUUGAGAUGAAUUGAGCUCAUGAUUUCUCGGACUGUCAGGCUGAAGAAAUCGCGGUAAACUGUUUACGGUGUCUAUCUCUGCCUCUGUAUCUAAUUUUGGCAAUCUAACGGAUAUUUGGUUGUAGGAUUUUAUGGAACUCAUGAGUACAAAUCCCGACAGCGGCCUUCCGAUUGAAAUAUUAAGGUAUUGUUNUGCGUUUUCUUGAUUUCAGCCUGUUGAAUUAAUGAAUGGUAUAAAAAGGGAACAUUCACUCAUCUGCAAGGGGCCUGUCGAAGUACUCGUUCUGGAUAGGGAGGUAAAGUUCCAGCCUUGAUUAAGACAGCAUUUCAUUUGUUGACCAAGAGUCUUGAUUUGAUUGGUUGCUAACCAGUCGGUAUAUACCGUCAUGUAAGGUCCUCUGAUGUAACUUCCGGCCGCCGCAUCGGCUUUACCUUUAAUUUCUAAUUAAUUUUUCCCGUCUAUUCGCAUAAAUAAUUAAUAUAUUUGGGACGAAUUAUAAUGCUAAUGUUUAUAAUAACAACUAGAAGCGUAAGUGCUUUUCACGCACCGUCUACUUUUGUCAUUUGCGUUUAAUUAACAAUGCGUAAAGUGACCAAAUAAUCCAUCAAUCCACUAAUCAAAAUCUCAACUGUCAAAUUAGGCGAGACGUAAAAUAGAUCUCUUUGUAAUUUGUUUCUAAUCACAUUCUAAUCCAAUGAAAAAUUCAUUUGACUAAGAAGCAAAUUCCAUUGACGUUUUACUUUGAGUCGGCAAUAAGCUAGCUAAGCGAAGGACGAAAAUGAGAUGGAGGUUAACUUGAGAUGAAUUGAGCUCAUGAUUUCUCGGACUGUCAGGCUGAAGAAAUCGCGGUAAACUGUUUACGGUGUCUAUCUCUGCCUCUGUAUCUAAUUUUGGCAAUCUAACGGAUAUUUGGUUGUAGGAUUUUAUGGAACUCAUGAGUACAAGUCCCGACAGCGGCCUUCCGAUUGAAAUAUUAAGGUAUUGUUGUUUGACUCAACGUUGGAUACAACUAUUUAAUACUGUCUAAUGUCACACUUAAAACCAGGCCCCGGUUAGUUGCUCAAAAGCUGGGUAGCGCUAUCGACGGGAUAAAUCACUAUCCAGCGGAUAAGUAUUAGGGAAACCAAUUGCGUUACUGGCACUUUGGAUAGUGCUAUCCGGUGGCUGUGACUAAGACAUCCACCGUGUUGAUUUAUGAAUUUCGAUAGAAUACACCGCAGAGCGUCUUACAGCACUAUAUAAAGUUUGAACAACCGGGGCCGGAUUGAUAGGUACACAUAUCUUGUCAGACUAAGACAUCCACCGUGUUGAUUUAUGAAUUUCGAUAGAAUACACCGCAGAGCGUCUUACAUGUAUAACUGACUUCCUUGUUAAUAAGCCAGGCAUGUCAAUUAAAUAACACUUGUGUUUGGUAUACACAAAUAUAAACAGAGAUCCAGGGGCCUUUUUUAUUUUUUAUUUGAUAUAAAGAUCAAAAUGACAUAUGAAGAAUCCAUAGCAAAAUCAAAAAUACUUAACGUUAACUUAGGAAUACCGAAUCGUACCAUAUUUUCCUUAUCAGAGGCAACUUAGAGAGACAUGCUCUACGUAACCAGCGGAAUUCUUUUCUGCAUCAUUUAGUCAAUUAUCUGCUCAACAAAACACUUACAAAAUGAGGCUUUUUAUUGUCUUUUCUAACUUACGUAUUUCCUUUCGACUCCAAAACGCGCCGAACUGAUCGAACUUGCCUUUAGGCAUGCAAACGCGGAAAAGAAGAGGCUCGCCCUCUUGGCACGUGAGAGUCACGCGUGACGAGGGAGAUUUUCACGUGCGUUAUAAAGGUUUCUUAUAGAGUGUUUUCACUCACGUGGCCAGCAUCUAUGCAAAUUUAUUGAAACAAAAGAAAGCGUUUGCAUAAGAAAGGAAUUCAACUCCCACGGGACUGGUUUGGGACACCAACAUGGCCGCCGUUUCAUUGUUUUGGGACACCAAUAUGGCCGCCGUGACGUCAUGUGAAAACACUCUAUAGAUCAGGGGGAGGGCACCCCGGCAACAAAUGGUUUCGGUAACAAAUCUGUGACUGUUACUACUAACUUAUCUUUCUUUAAUGAUGUUUCUCUCUCAAACUUUAACAGAUCAAUCGAGCUUUUUCGCAAUUUUCCACUGGAAAAGUUUUUCGAAGAAAAAGAUGCAAUAGUAACCAAAUAUUUUGCGUAAGUAUAGUUGUCUAAAUUAUCCUAUGCAUCUUUGAUAAUGAUCUACUUUUGUAAAAACAACGAUCAACAACGUGCGUCAUAGAUUGUUCUUUAUUCGACUUUUUCUUCGUCGACGACGACUUCCACUUUCUCAUCCUUGGGCAUAAAUGACAGUUAUCUCCGUGUGGAUCAUUUUUUUCAUCAUUACAUCCCCCAGAUCAUAUGAUAUGAUACGUGAAUUGACAACUCUUUCUCUUUCAAUGACUUGUUUUCAGGAAGGAUACAGUAAUCGUAAAAGACAGUAAUGACACCCCAUAUUUCUACAUCGUUAAAUCGGUAAGGAUGACUGUCGACCAGUAUAUAUCACUGUUUUUUCGCGUGCGGGGGCAUGCUUCAGUCUCGGCUUGCCCGACCCAUCUUCGGCCGAAGGGCGAAGCCGCGGGAAAAAAACCUCCAAAGUCUACCUAAACUAGCCUCCCACGCAGACGUUUUUUUUGGCUAGAGAAGGAACGGGUGACGAAACCCAAAGAACGCAUGCGUGGUAGGCUAAACCAAAACCGGAAACCACGCAUGAAAACCCUCUGGCAACCAGGCUAUCGUGAAAUCUGUUUGUUCCGGGAUCGUCUAGGCUCGAUCGCCAGCCGCUGAGCUUCUUGGUCUACUUUAGUAUUUUAUUGAUGUCACCCACAUUGUUGAAAAUCCUACUCUGCUCUGAUUGGCUCGGAGUUUUUUGCUCGAAAGAUGAACCCUGAAGACCUAACAGUCUAAGAACCACGCUUGAGAGAUGAGCAAUCCCAAGAGACUCGUACUGAUAAGUUUUAAAGUUUCUUUUUAAUGAUAAUUAAAUUAUUAUUAUUAUUAUUAUUAUUAUUAUUAUUAUUAUUAUUAUUAUUAUUAUUAUUAUCAUCAUCAUUUAUCUAGGGAGCCCACCCGCUUUAGCGGUUUUCAGUGUUUCUUUUGAGGUAUUAUACACUGUAACAUACUGUUUCCACCACAGGGAAGAUGUAAGGUGGUUAGAAAACAAGAUGUUCUGGACAUGAGCAAGACUACUAAGCUGCCCAGCAUCACUACCGUAACUAAAACUACCCCGCGUAAGUGUCAAGCCCCUGGCUUCAUAUUUUCGAAUUUUCGACUUAUAUCUUCUCACUUUUCAACGUAGUUUGGUGCCGUUUGUGUAGUUAGGACAAAAAAGAAAGUUAGUUUGUAGAGAAGAGAGAAAAUUUUGCGGUAUUAAAUCUCACAGGGCAAUGUUCGAUGAAUCCACUUACUAUAGCCUGCGUAACAAGCGUUUCCGUAUGGUUUCGGAGCAAAGAAAGACCGAGGAACGAACGGGAUGAUCUUUGGUUUUGGCCGCAUGAAAAACGAACGAGAGCCAAAAAUUGAAAUGGGGGAGGGGGAGGGGAAGGAAACCCUAACCCUAACCCUUUCUUCCUUACCCAGUACCCCUUCUUCGUUCCCUUACUCGCCCCAUUUUAUUUUUUCGUGUGGUCUUUGACUGUCGUUCCUCGUUCCUUGCUCCGAAACCGCACGGAGAAGCUUGCUACGCACGCUAACUUACUUUGACUUCCUAUCUUUGCUUUGAACCGCUCGAUAAUUUCGCAGUUUAGACGACUUAAGUCCAAUUAACACAAAGAAAAACACGUAGCCUAGCGAGUUUCUACUAACUCUGGUUUCGAACAAAUAUUUCCAAAUUUAAAACUAUGACAUCCAGACUAUACAUUAUUAGUUAUUUCUGAUCAUUUCGUGUUUUUGAAGGCUCAACUCCUGGAAAAAAUCCAACAAGUCUACUCGAGGUAUGCGUAAUAGGCUACUUCCGAGUUCCACAAACCCUCACUUUCAAAAUGAGGCCAAGUGCACAACCUUUCUUGUGGAAUGAGUUUUUUUGCACGAGAAUAUCAGAGGCUGAGCACUUAACCUCGUUUUGAUACAGAGGCCUGGGGGAACUCGGAAAUAGCUUAUUGCGAGUUAUUUCUGCUCUCUUUUUCUAAAUGUCGUUCUUCUUAACCUCUUUUUCAAAUAUUCCCUUACAUACAGCAGGCCCUUCCCACCAUUCCUCCCUGGGAUUUAGACCUCCGAAACCCCUAUCCAGUUUACCCCCGGAAGGAGGAUUAAGCCAGCAAGGGUCGCCCCGCCCCCAUCCUCUUUUGUAUAAAAUUGUUUUAUAAUUUCCCUUACUAAAAUCUGUUUUCUACAGCCUUAAUUUUGGAUAGAGAUGCUCUCGUACUAUGAAUAUGACAAUAAGCAGAAAGAAAUCAUUUUGUUUCUUAAAUUUGCCUUUAACACUGAUCUCGGGCCGAAAAAAAUGUUUGCAUGACCAACAAAUGACAACUUCUUGCUGCAAAACCAGCCAAAAGUGCAAAAUAUACUAGCAGUGCUUUUCGCGGAAAAAAGGUCAAAAUUAUGCACGCAAUGACAUAUUAUGCCAAAACUUAUGUUAACCUAAUCUAUCAAAGCCUAGUAGCAGAGGCUUUGAAGUCAUGGGCGCAAGAAAGAACGAGGCGCGUAUUACUUACAAGCACCUGUAUGGCAGGCUAUGAAGUAAACCACCCAAAAUUUGAAUGGCGCAACGUCACCAGUAUAAAGUUUUUAAAAUCCUUCUUCCGUCGUUGCUUCGUUCUUAUUGCACGGCCAAGGGUCCGUACAAGGACGUACCCGAGAUGCAAGCUCAUAGUCAUGGGAAGAAUAUCUCCUUUUUAUAUAUUAUUAUUAUGUUAUAGCUUUCUCAGUGCUUUUGCAAGCAAAACUCACCACGCUUCUGCAAACAGAAAUCAACAGAAGGUGAGUAAGUAAAAGAUAUGGUUUACUCGGAAAAUAUAUAAACUUUUAUAUAUAAUCUGCUCUGUCAUAUAUCAAAUCUGUUUGCGUGGUUCUUAGGAAACGCUGUUUCGUACGUUACGACGGCGACGGCAACGAGAACGGCACAAAAAGCAAUAAGUUUAUAUUAGCAAAACAACAACCUUUCACGUUCAUCGCGCUUUUUUUGUACAUUUCUUAGCGUCGUUGCACGACUACAACGUGAAAGUGCCUAAUUUCACGUUUUGCCGAGGACCUUUUCCUGAACUUUGAUACAGUCCUUUAGAAUUCAACUCCGAAAAAAUUUUACGAAUUAAGCGAGAUGGAAUAAGCGCGAUUACUUUGAGGCAGCGCGAAUUCACUUUUUAAGUGACUUUUUUGUAGCCCUUGCCGUCGUUGUUGCUUAAGCUCCCUAAUUAAUGCUGAAAGGGGAGCUCGACUGUAGAAAAAGUAAGAAUUUGCAAGCAUUUAACUUUUUCUGGCCUUAAGCGGACAGAAUUGGCACCUGCACCAAGUGUCCGCUUUAUGGACAGACUAGGAAAAAUGACUGAAGUUCGAAAGGAACAGCCCGGCUCCAGGUGUCCAUUUUUGGGGAGUGUCCGCCUCAUGGAGUUAUCCGUUAAGAGAGAUUACGCCACUCAAAAGGAAGACUUAAAACAUGCAGAAGUAAUGACUAAAUCCCACUUUUAUGAACGGAUAGAUAAAAAAAACAGCCAGCAUAUAACCAACACUCUGGCGCAACAUGAAUUUGUAAACACUUGUAGUAACGACGCUAAUGACUUCCAAUAUUAAUUUUUGUUUCUGUGUCACAGAAAAAUCACAUCUUGCAGACGAUGCAAGACCUAAGGAAAUUGAAAAGCGCAGUUUGGAGAAGACUGUCGACCUUAAAGCAGUAAGUCAUUUGUAUUUUUGAGAUGUUCUUCGUCAACCAUAUUUGUCCUCAGGGCCCGCUUGACUCUCCGUAGCCGUCUUUCCCCUUUGUCCACCCCUCAGAGACUACUCGGCCCUUAUGGAUAUUUUUAUCAUUUUAAUAAGUGAAACCGAUAUUUUGUUGCUUUAACAGGAUCCAGUUUUUUUCCCGUUCGGUGAAAUAUGCGCUAGGAGGGUGAGCAAAGUACAAAAGAGACCAUCGGAAUUGUCGGUCAGCGCCCCCACAAGAACAGCACUUCUACAGAUUGCUCUGCUUAAACCAGGAAAUAUGUUUGUAAGUAUACAACCACUUGAUCUCUGCUCGUACCCAGUAUUCCUCGCGCGUCGAGUUUAGGUUGCGUUCUCCUAACGUCGCAGGCAAUGAUUGUAUGAAUUAACUUGUUCUCUGCAUACUACGUUUCGUUUCCCUUGUCUGGUGAUGUUUUGCAUACAAAGAAAGUCAAAGAGAGAUCUGCACGGACUCCCAAUGUAUUUCUUGUGAUUGCGUCACGUUAUCGAAGCUCCCAAGUUACAUUUUUGCUCUUAAGAGCAUGUCUUUUGGUUCCUUGCUGACAGAGGCCUCAUUUUCUGAAAUUCUCUCUUCCUCUCGCCUGCCGAAUAAUUACAAGUCCAGCGCUCUGACCGUUCCGUCACGCGUCGUUCUUUUUUCUUUACAGGGACUUGAGUCUAUGAUGCCGAAAGUAACAACCAAGAUAAGUUCAGAGGUAGGUCACGCUAAGUUGUUUCUUUCGCACCCCUUAGGGUAGUCCCGGGGGGUAGUUUAGCCCUUCCACUAUUGACCCAAGGGGUCCUCCCUUUCUCCCUUCGCUUAUGUUACCUGUUUCUCUACUUUUAAAAAAUUAUAAUGAGGAGAAGAUAAUACCUAAACCAUAUCAUCCACAAUGUUCACGUAUAUUUUAAUGGCUCGUAGGCUGAUGUAGUAGAAGAAAAUCAGGAUCCCUCCACUAAAAGUCUUAUACUGGUGAGUGUAAAAUAACUUUAAGUGCACAGUAAUUUUCAAGGAGUUGUAGUAACUCCUCUAGUGGGGCUAAUUUAACUCCUUACAGUGGAGUUAUUUUUUGGAGAGUUAUUUCAACUCCAAAAAGGAGUUUAAAGAACUCUUUUUCAGGAUUAAAAGUGACCCCAGAUAUUGAGGAGUUAAAAUAACCCCAAAAAGGAGUUAUCCUGUACCUAACANAGGCCUCUUUUUCUGAAAUUCUCUCUUCCUCUCGCCUGCCGAAUAAUUACAAGUCCAGCGCUCUGACCGUUCCGUCACGCGUUGUUCUUUUUUCUUUACAGGGACUUGAGUCUAUGAUGCCGAAAGUAACAACCAAGAUAAGUUCAGAGGUAGGUCACGCUAAGUUGUUUCUUUCGCACCCCUUAGGGUAGUCCCGGGGGGUAGUUUAGCCCUUCCACUAUUGACCCAAGGGGUCCUCCCUUUCUCCCUUCGCUUAUGUUACCUGUUUCUCUACUUUUAAAAAAUUAUAAUGAGGAGAAGAUAAUACCUAAACCAUAUCAUCCACAAUGUUCACGUAUAUUUUAAUGGCUCGUAGGCUGAUGUAGUAGAAGAAAAUCAGGAUCCCUCCACUAAAAGUCUUAUACUGGUGAGUGUAAAAUAACUUUAAGUGCACAGUAAUUUUCAAGGAGUUGUAGUAACUCCUCUAGUGGGGCUAAUUUAACUCCUUACAGUGGAGUUAUUUUUUGGAGAGUUAUUUCAACUCCAAAAAGGAGUUUAAAGAACUCUUUUUCAGGAUUAAAAGUGACCCCAGAUAUUGAGGAGUUAAAAUAACCCCAAAAAGGAGUUAUCCUGUACCUAACAGUUUUACUCCAUUUUCAGAGUUAAAUUAACUCCAAAAAGAGUAAAAACAACCCAUGUAAGGAGUAAAAGUAACCCCAUUUCGGAGUUAUUUUAACUCCAGACUGGGAGUAAAAAGAACUCUUUUAAAUUAGGAGUUAAAAUAACCCCCCAAAAAGGGUUAUCCUAUACCUAAAAUUUUUACUCCAUUUAUGGAGUUAUAAUAACUCCCUAAAAAUUUCGGUGUGACAGGAAAUUAGUUCACAGGUGCCAAAGAAACAUCACAUAGAAAUAGAGGGUGUUACAGCUACGAGCAGAGUCAACUGUAGAAGGAAGCUCGUUUCCAGGUCCUUGUCAAUAGCCGACAAGGAGACGCCAGUGAUAUGGCAACUUCACCUGUUGCGAUUGACGGCUUUCUUUAUUCACCACAAUAUCCUCUGACCAGACUUUCUGGUCAGGUCAGGGCGGAUCUCGGGGGAAGAGUUUCUUGCGUGCCAGCGUACCUCUUCGGCCCUUCCAAAUCUGACUAUGUAGCUCGUCUAUUAUAUUUGCGCUGUCUUAACACUGACCUGUGUCGGUUGAAAUAGGCUAUAUCACAGCUGUUCACAGUUGUUUAGAUAUAGAUGACUGCUUUGAGUGUAUCGACAUUGAAUCUGUUCUAAAAUAGCUGUUGAUCACCUACUCAGAUAAGUGAAGGAGCCGAGUGCAUUAUGAUCAACAAAAGGUUCUUUUUAAUGAACGCCAGUAUUACGACCUUGGUACAGCUUAAAGCUUUGGUAAGUGUAAAGCGAACUUGUACAGUAAUUUUAAACAACAGGUUUUAGUCGCUUUACAGUCGCAUUAAAGCUUGUCUUUUUGAGGCAUGUGAAGCGAUAAAACUUAAGAAGCUAAAUGACAAUAUUACAGGUUGUCAGAUGCAGUAAAUCUGUGUCAACAAUUUUUUAGUUGUCGUACGGUAUCUUCGUUAAGUACAAACAUUCUUACCGUAAAACAAGGUAAUGUUCUCUUGGUACUGUGGAAAAUAAGAGUAAUUACUUAUCGGAGAAUCUUGGACGUCUUUUACGAGCUCGCGCGACAAGUCGUUCACCCUUCAUUUGUAAAUUGCUUCAAAACCUAAUUCUCACGCUUAGGGCGCUCACCACAAGUCAGAACUGGUCGGCCCGACCAGUCAGUUUGAGAAUGAAAUAUUAGUCUUUUCUCAAAAUUUUUACUAAUAUCCCUCACAGUCGUGCAUACCAUUUAGGAAUAAACUUAUCUGUUAUCUUCCGGGCCCCGGGAUAUUCCUUUUCAAUAUUAAGGGCUCCUAAUAAGUUUUUCAGGAUCCGACAUUUCCCUUAUUUGAAGUUCGGGAUUCGGGAUUUUGGAGCAAACUCGAGGCGAGAUUCGGAAGUAUACGCGGGAGGUGAGAUGCCAAUAGUAACCCUCGGGAUUACGGGAUUGCACGAAAUUCUGGGGAGGGAUUACGGGAUUUAAGAACCCUAUCGGGGACUCUCAAUGGUAGAAUUCUCCUGACGACUGGACUGGUCCGGCCAGCCUGUUCUGACAAAUGGUAAGCGCCCUUAGAUCAGUGAGCUCGCUUAUCUAAAAUAAAUGUUUAUUUGUUUCAUUAGAGGGAGGAGUACAUGACAGUACCCGACGCUCGUCACAGGAUCCAGUGUCUAGAGAGCUGGGACCUCUACAAAGGAGAACUGGUUAAAACACUAGCUACACGCGCAGCUAAACAACCUCGAAGAUGACGAUGGUAACUCUAAUCUGUUACUUGCUAUCAUGUUUUUAUUGAUAUUUAUUGAUAUUUAAUGAUAUAGACAUUGGUUCUUCUAGGCCUUACAAAUUUCAAUUGACCUUCAUCAUAACGGAAAAACUAGCUUUUACUCUAAUCUCAUGAAAAUGGUUGACUACUAUGAUCUAAACUAUGACUUUUCCUGUAAUUCAUUGAGUGACUCAAUAGUUAAUAGGUAUAUCGGCAUAAUGAAAAAUAAAUACGUCUCUUACUGGAAUCAGACCCUUCAACAAUCACAAAAACUCAGUUUUUAUUGUACAAUCAAAGACGACUAUAGCCCCUCGCCGUACCUAGUUUUAACAAGAAAAAACCCUUCGAGAAAAGCAUUAGUUAGAUUUAGAAUAAGUAGUCAUCAACUUAGAAUUGAAACAGGUAGAUACGAAAACAUUCCUCGUAAUGAAAGGAUAUGUCACUUUUGUACAAGUAACAAAAUCGAAGAUGAAAAUCAUUUCUUACUAGAUUGUAAGGCUUAUUCUCAGAUCAGAGACAUAUUUUUCUCCAAACUAGAAACUAAAAUACCUGACUUCAAAUCACUUUCACACGAUACUUUAAUAUCUCUUCUUAUGAAUUCUUCUGAUUAUUUAAUUAACUGUCAAUUAGUUUCAUUUAUCUCGCAAUGCUUUGAAUUAAGAACCAAAUUAAUAUCAAUGAAUGAAUGAAUGAAUGAAUGAAUGAGAACUGUAACGUUUUGUAAUUUUUUUGCACGUACUAAUUAGUUGAAUUAGUACUUAAAUUUAGACUAAUAGCUUUUGCAAUACUGUAAUUCCUUUAUGGUCAUGCAAAUAAAGCUUUUGUUGUUGUUGUUGUUGUUGUGUACGUAGUAUACUAUGCAUGAGCAGGGGCGUAGCCAGGAUUUUUCAAAGGGGGGGUCACAGAGGCUACUCACUAGAUUGUCAUGUCGACUUCCACGCCGUGCAUGUUUUACUUAAUGUUACAAUUUUGGGAUGAGCAGUGAGAGUAUAGUGGGCAGGACAAGUCUACAAAAUAGCUUCUAGCCAGCAGUCGUAUUAUCGUGGCAUGAGUUAACUAAAGACAAGAGCUGUUGACGAAAAUACUUUACAAAAAAAACAAAUUUUAAAAAAGUGGGCUUUUCAACAAUGGCUUUUACGGCCAAGAUAUUGUCAUGACGUUUUCGCCACCUGAAUAUUGUAGGUUGUUUGCUCAAAAGAAGGCCUACGAAAGGGGGGUCACGGGCACCCCAGGACCCCCCCUAGCUACGCUCCUGAUGAGGGAAUGCAAAAAUCGUGGCCUAUUUACUUAUAAAACUUGAUCCAGACAUUAAACUAGAAACUAUUUGCGUGAUCUAACCACAAGAACUUGAACAAGAACAGUUCUUGUUUCUUUGACUGCAUUGGUGUGUUAAGUGUUGAAGUAGAAAAUAUGAAGCAAAAGUAUAUCAUAUACUUUUAAUUUGUAUAUGCUACUUAUUUCAUUAAUUCUUUCAACCCUGCUCAAUCGACUCCUCUUUUGAAUUCUUCCCAGAUGGGCACUCAACGAUUGUUUGGUCAGCAGUUUCCGUCUUAACAGUAUGCCCACGACCACCAAAGCAAACAGGGUCAACGCAAACGGCCGCGAUACUAAUAACCAGCGGGUUUACUAAGCUUGAAUCCGAGAAUUCCCUAAUCUCCAUCUGUUUUUCAUGUUUUGAUGGGAAUCACGUGACACGUCUCCUGGAUCAACCAUCAAGUGAAUCAUCUUGAUAUUUGUGCCUUGUCCGCUGACUCCUAUUUGCCGCUUACCGUCGGCAUCGCGGCAAAACAACCUGUGAACGAUGCUUCUGUCCAGCUCAGAUAACAGAAGGGAAGACAAGGAGGUCCCCAGUGGACUUUGUGCUCAACUGAACGAGUACUGGCUUGAACGACUUCCCGAAGGGACGAAGAAAAUACCAAGCACAAACGACUUCCGGUUUUCACUAUUGACAGAGCAUUUAUAGCUUAUUUAUGAAUAUUGACAAUAUGUUAUUUAACAUUUUUAAUAACAGUUAGCAGAUAAAAAAUUGUUUAUAACUUUCGGAGUUAUCUUAUACUUAAAACAAGUGUUAAAAAAAUUGUGUGAAUGAACCUUCUAGAGAUACAAUACAUAUAAUAAAACAGGUACCAAACGAAAACGAGGUGUUCAUCAGUAAACCACCUGCAAACAUGUCUGACCGAUGAAAUGAUUGGAUGAUCGCAAAUUUGAUAGGCCCUAGUGACGUGUAAUUGAUCGGAGUUUUCCUGGUAUUACUUUAUAUGAUACUUUCCUGAGAUGAUUUGUUACAUUGGAACAAGUAGGGAAGAUGUCGUGUUUAGCGGCACUCCCCAAUACAUUUCGAUGGUUAGUUGCUUUCUAUAUAAUACUAAAGGUAAGUUUUCUUAGUAUCAUGGUUUUUAUUUCUAUCAGAUAAUCAUGAUACUACGCCUUUCUCGGGUCUAAAAGCCAUUUCGUUACCUUGAAUAUAAGGCGUACUUCCUCUUAAAACAAAUUCUAUCCGUAAAAUGACCUUUUUAUGUAACGCUUUAAUGACUAUUUUUCUUACCAUCAAUUCAUGUGACGCAUGUGA